This is a messenger RNA of Komagataella phaffii GS115, 1059 nucleotides long. RefSeq names its product Catalytic subunit of protein phosphatase 2A, functionally redundant with Pph22p. The transcript has a single exon. Gene Ontology annotation, cellular component: cytosol. Gene Ontology annotation, biological process: mitotic cell cycle; peptidyl-serine dephosphorylation. The record is from RefSeq and is a predicted model, not a curated record. Gene Ontology annotation, molecular function: protein serine/threonine phosphatase activity. NCBI's taxonomy places the organism in Eukaryota, Fungi, Ascomycota, Pichiomycetes, Pichiales, Pichiaceae. Bases 1 to 1059 code for a protein of 352 amino acids.
AUGGAUAUAGAUUUGGAUAUUCAAAUGAAAGAUGCUGUCGAACCUGAUUUGGAGGACCAGCAAUCUUCGUCAUCGUCGGAGAGUUUUGACUUUCCUAUCAAUAAUGUAAAUUACUCCAGCAAACCAGUGGAAUUAACAUCUUCUAAUAUCAACCAGUUGGACAGCUGGAUAGAACAACUUACCGAUUGCAAACCUUUGAGCGAAGAAUCUGUUAAAAAGUUGUGUAGCAUGGCCAUAGAUGUGCUGAAGUUUGAGGAGAACGUACAACCAGUCAAUGUCCCAGUGACAAUUUGUGGUGAUGUUCAUGGACAAUUCCACGAUCUAAUGGAAUUGUUCAAGAUUGGAGGACCAUGUCCAGACACCAACUAUUUGUUCAUGGGGGACUAUGUUGAUAGAGGUUAUUACUCUGUGGAAACUGUAUCAUAUCUUGUCGCUAUGAAAAUCAGGUAUCCGAAGAGAAUCACUAUUUUGAGAGGUAACCAUGAAUCUAGACAGAUCACACAAGUUUAUGGUUUCUACGACGAAUGCUUUAGAAAGUACGGAUCAGCCACCGUAUGGAAGUUGUUUACAGACCUCUUUGAUUACUUUCCAAUUACAGCACUCGUUGAUAAUAAGAUAUUCUGUUUGCACGGUGGAUUGUCACCAAUGAUUGAGACUAUUGAUCAAGUAAGAGAGCUGAAGAGAGUCCAAGAGGUUCCACAUGAAGGUCCUAUGUGUGAUCUGUUAUGGUCAGAUCCGGAUGACAGAGGUGGAUGGGGUAUAUCACCAAGAGGUGCUGGUUUUACCUUUGGUCAGGAUAUCAGUGAGCAAUUCAACCAUACUAAUGACUUAGACCUUAUUGCAAGAGCCCAUCAAUUGGUGAUGGAAGGCUAUUCGUGGUCUCACCAAGAUCUUGUGGUAACAAUUUUCAGUGCACCAAACUACUGUUACCGAUGUGGUAACCAGGCUGCCAUUAUGGAAGUCGAUGAGAGACACAAUAGAGAAUUCCUACAGUAUGAUCCAAGCAUUAGACCAGGAGAGCCAACUGUCACGAGAAAGACUCCUGACUACUUUUUAUAG